AUGGCUUCUCUAAUUUACUCACUCCUGCUCUCUUCAAUUUUAUUCACAUUAUCUAGCUAUGCCGCCUCCGAUAACGGCGGCUUCACCCUCGAUCUCCUCCACCGCGAUCCUCCCUCCGGCGAGGCCCGCUUCCGCAGCAUCAGGAGCGCAAUCGACCGCUCCUUCUCCCGCAAAUCCUACCUCCUCUCGAAGCUCAACAAAGGCAUCGAAUCCGUCGAUGCCACGAUCACCGGCGCCAACGGCGAAUACGUGAUGAAGUUCCUGAUCGGAACUCCGCCGGUGGAGCAGCUCGGGAUCGCCGACACCGGCAGCGAUCUCCUGUGGACGCAGUGCCUGCCGUGCACGCAGUGCUACAAGCAGGACUCUCCGCUGUUCAACCCUUCCAAAUCGAGGACCUUCCGCCCGAUCUCCUGCCAGUCCGACCUCUGCCAGGCCGCCGGCAGCGCCUCCUGCGACGACGGCAACCACUGCCAGUACCAGGUCUCGUACGGCGACAGGUCGCACACCGCCGGCGACGUCGGGACCGAAACCAUAAGUUUUGGCGGGAAAAUCAAUUUCCCCAAGGUCGCCUUCGGGUGCGGCCACGACAACGACGGGACGUUCAGCCAGGCCGGGUCGGGGAUCGUCGGCCUCGGCGGCGGAGCCGUCUCCAUCGUCAACCAGCUCCGCUCCACCACCGGCGGCCGAUUCUCCUACUGCCUGACGCUGCUCAACGCCAACGCCUCCAGCAAAAUCAGCUUCGGCAGCGACGCGGUUGUUUCCGGAUCUGAUGUCAUCUCCACUCCACUUGUGAAGAAAUCUCCGGAUACCUUCUACUAUCUGACAUUGGAAGGAUUCAGCGUCGGAGACAAGAGAACGGAGAUUGGCUCCUCCAAAGCUGGAUUUGGGGGAUCGGUGGAGGAAGGGAACAUCAUCAUCGAUUCAGGGACGACGCUGACGUUCGUGCCGCAGGAGUUCUACGAUGGAGUGGAGGCCGCCUUGGUGGAGGCGAUCGAUGCGCAGAGGACUAGCGAUCCGCAGGGGACUUUCGGUCUUUGCUACCGAGUCUCGGGCGGGCAGGGGAUCGAGUCGCCUCCUCUGACGGUGCAUUUCACGGGGGCGGAUGUGGUGGUGGAGGCGGUGAGCUUGUUUGUGGAGGUGUCGGAAGGGUUGGUUUGUUUGACGCUGGUGCCGUCGCAGGAGUUGGCGAUUUAUGGGAAUCUGUUUCAGAUGAAUUAUCACGUUGGGUAUGAUUUGGUGAAGGGUGAAGUUAGCUUCCAGAAGACAGAUUGCGCGGCUCAGGAGGAGUGAGGUUUAUGAAUGAAUUAUGGGGGGUUUAUACAACGUUGAUAUCAAAAAAAUAAGCUGGUUUAAUUAUUGUAUUUAAUUUCUUUUUAUGUUGUUUCGUAUGUCUAAGGUUGUUUCUAGGGUUAUGUAAUCAUC
Salvia hispanica is the source of this 1422-nucleotide messenger RNA. NCBI's taxonomy places the organism in Eukaryota, Viridiplantae, Streptophyta, Magnoliopsida, Lamiales, Lamiaceae. The record is from RefSeq and is a predicted model, not a curated record.